AUGGCAAAUCACCACCCGUCGCCACAGAUGGCGAUGCAAAUGCAGCACCAUGGCCCACCAGUACCUCCUCCUCCUCCUGGUCCGGCCCAGGGGAGUCAAUGGGCCCCGUCGCGACACAUUGUUGCGGUUAACGAAGCACUUUGGAUGCAAAUUGGUAGUUUCUCUGAGCUCCUCGGCAACUUAGACGAAGCCAUGCUCGCUUACGAGCGCGCGUUGAACGCGAACCCGAACUCCAUUCCCGCGAUGAAUGCAAUCAGUCUAAUCCUAAGGACGCGUGAGGACUUUCAUAAGGCGGUAGAAUACUUGCAAGCUAUACUGAAGAUAGAUGCAAACAAUGGCGAAGUCUGGGGUAGCCUAGGGCAUUGCUAUCUGAUGAUGGACGAUUUGCAGCAGGCAUAUGCAGCUUACCAAUCCGCAUUAGUCAAUUUGCCGAACCCCAAAGAACCCAAGCUAUGGUACGGGAUAGGGAUCUUAUACGACAGAUACGGCUCCCUCGACCAUGCCGAGGAAGCUUUUUCGCAGGUUAUGCAGAUGCAGCCGGACUUCGAGAAGGCAAAUGAGAUCUAUUUCCGGCUUGGUAUAAUUUACAAGCAGCAAUCAAAAUACGGCCCAAGUUUAGAGUGUUUCAAGUAUAUCGUAAACUCUCCGCCACCGCCAUUGACCGAAGAAGAUAUCUGGUUCCAAAUUGGACAUGUUCAUGAACAGCAGAAAGACUAUGAUAGUGCAAAGGCCGCCUAUAUGCGGGUUCUUGAGCGUGACCCGAACCAUGCCAAGGUCUUACAACAAUUAGGUUGGCUUCACCAUCAGCAAAGCAGCAGCUUUCAAACCCAGGAGCGUGCCAUCGAGUACCUAGAGAAGUCUGUCGCGGCUGAUAACAACGACGCCCAAAGCUGGUACCUCCUUGGCCGAUGUUACAUGUCACAGCAGAAGUAUCCCAAGGCAUAUGAGGCAUACCAGCAAGCGGUGUAUCGUGACGGGCGGAACCCUACAUUCUGGUGCUCCAUUGGCGUGCUCUAUUACCAGAUCAAUCAGUACCGCGAUGCUUUAGAUGCAUAUUCUCGGGCGAUUAGGUUGAACCCGUAUAUAUCUGAAGUUUGGUAUGAUCUCGGUACUCUGUACGAGUCUUGUAAUAAUCAGAUCAAUGAUGCUCUGGAUGCCUAUCAAAGGGCUGCCGAAUUGGAUCCCGCUAACCCACACAUCAAGGCGAGACUUCAGCUUCUAAGGGCCGGUCAAACUCCGGGAAGCCUCCCGCAAGCUGUGCCCACUGAUGUUCAUCCCCAAUCCUACGGUGCUCAGGGACCACAAGCACCUGCAUGGACUGGCUCUGCUCCAAUGCAGCAAUCCGGACCCGGCCCUCACAGGCCGCCCCCGGGACCUGCCGCAGCCAACGGUUGGGGCCAAAGAACCAGUGAUAUCAACCCACCACAACCACCUAAUCCCUAUGAGCAGCGCGAGCCCUUUCGCGGGGUACCACCUCCACUCCCGCGACAGCCUAGCCCUCGGCAGGAGAUGAGGCAGUACGGGGAUUCAGGUCGUCCUGGUCCAGCACCGAUUCGAAGAGGUCCUUCUCCAGGCCCACCCACCCAAUAUGCACCCCCUUUACCAGGACCGUCGCAGCAACCCCCUCCACCACCUACCCAAGGUCCGGCUAGAGUUAACAAUCCGAAUUAUACGCCAGCACCUUCCUCGAACAUGGGUCCCUCAAAUGGCCCGCCUAAUGGCCCCCCACCGCACUCUCUAAUGCCCUACCGUAACGGUUCCCCUCGUUCAGAACCAAGACUCAUCCAUGACAACCGCAUGCCAUCACCAAAAUCAGCUUAUCCUCAGCACCAACCUCCGUUCCCUCACCAGCAAGAGCCGGGAAUGCCGGGCAAUAUGGAACCAGGCCCUCACCCAAAAGGGGUAAUCAGACCCGAUAUUCAUCAGGAUCACGAUAGACCGUCUUCAGUAGCGUCUAAGAGGAUGCGAGAGUGGGAGGACGAACCUUCCAUUAAAAAGCCUGCCAACGAGGAGACUCGGGCUCGCAUGGAAGAUAUACGUCACCGACGACAAUCCACUCCACCGCGGGAUCCUUACCGUCGUUCUCCUGAUGCUCACCGGUUUGAAGAACAACGGCGCAUCGAGGAGCAGCGACGCGUUGACGACCAAAGAAGAGUCGAAGAAAUGCGACGUGUUGAAGAGCAACGGCAUGCAGCCGAGAGUUAUCAUCCAUCAGAUGCCGCUCAUCAUCCGCCAGCACAUGCAAUGGCAAACCAUCUACCCCCUAUGCAGCAAGGUCCACCUCCUCCAUUGCCAAGCUUAAUUCAUGAUGGACCGCAGCCAAGCCCUGCCCCAAAAGACUACCCCCAAGAUGAGCGGCAGAGACUCGAACACCCACCGGCUCCUACUCCAUCGCAGAUAAAUGAACCAGAGCGGGCUGCUAGGAAAAUGGAUGUUGAUGAUGACUACGAUGAUAGUGGAGAAGAAGAGAAGAAGGUGGGCGUUAAUGGCGCGGCAUCGGGGCCGGGCUCAACAUCUGGAGAUUUAAAGAACACGACACCCACCAGUGCCAGCAUCAAUGGAAUAAUGGGACCUACACCUAAAGCGGAGGGUAACGUUUAG
Messenger RNA from Daldinia childiae, 2601 nucleotides. RefSeq names its product General transcriptional corepressor ssn6. Gene Ontology annotation, molecular function: RNA polymerase II cis-regulatory region sequence-specific DNA binding; protein binding; chromatin DNA binding. The record is from RefSeq and is a predicted model, not a curated record. The transcript is spliced from 8 exons. Bases 1 to 2601 code for a protein of 866 amino acids. Gene Ontology annotation, biological process: regulation of gene expression. Lineage: Eukaryota; Fungi; Ascomycota; Sordariomycetes; Xylariales; Hypoxylaceae.